UGAACAGUGAAACUGGUUAGACCAAAUAAUACUGUUUACUAAGGCAAGUGUCAUAGCAGCAGUCACAAUCAGUCUGUCUUUGUGUAUCAUCAGUCUCACAAAACAAGAAUAUCCAGGCCAGUUUUAUCUGAGGAAAAAGGAUGCAAGUUAAGGAAAACACUUUUACGCGUAUGACUUCAAAGGCAAAACUUAGAAAAUCAAAUAUUUUGCUGUAUAUUGACACAAAGCAAAAGAAUCACAAAGAAGACAUUGACCUUCAGUCGAAACUGGAACAAAUUCACAGGAAAUACAAACUGGAUCUCAAACUGCUUCAUCAAGACAGAGAAUGUCUACUGAGAGAACACAAAAAGUUACUGCAUUUAAGAGUCUGUGAACCUCGUGCAACUGUUACUAACACAAUGAGAGCCAUAUCAACAAGAAGGAUGACAAAAAGCGAUCUUCAGUAUGUUCGGCUUCCAAACUCAGCCCCAGCAGGCAGGAGGAUGUUUUCAGGUAAAGCAUUUUCAAAUCAAAGUGAACAGCUGCUAGGAACAAGGCUCCUGAAAUCAGCCAUGUCUGCUCGGCCAAAGACUUCUGAAUCGAAACAGUUGUCCAUCCUGUAUCUAAAAGACUUGGCCUUAAUCGAUAGCAUUUCCCAGAAAGAGCUGGAAAUCCAAGAAGAACAGAAAAGGCAAAAGAUGGAAAGUCAGAAACAACUGUACAGAGAAAAACUGCAACUUAAAAUGCAGAUUUUCUUCAGCAAGUUAGAAACAAUUUAACCACACAUAUAUAAACACUAAUAUACUAUAUCAUGUAAGAGCCAAAUGUGUUUUUUCCUGCCCUUUUGUUUGUAGGUUAACAUUAGUCAUAUGAAUA
Tachysurus vachellii is the source of this 855-nucleotide messenger RNA. RefSeq lists its product as uncharacterized. The transcript is spliced from 2 exons. The coding region runs from base 141 to 758 and encodes 205 amino acids. The record is from RefSeq and is a predicted model, not a curated record. NCBI's taxonomy places the organism in Eukaryota, Metazoa, Chordata, Actinopteri, Siluriformes, Bagridae.